AGUAGUAGCUCUUCGACUUCCUUUCUAGCUGCUCGGAUCAGGAAGCGACGAUCAUCACUGUCUCCAUAUGGCGUAUCUGGGAGGCGCGGAACGCGGCGAGGAAUGAGCCCAUGCCGCCUCCGCUGGUGCGCACUGCUACCAGGGCCAAGGCUUACAUUGACCUGAUCCUCCAACACCUCUACAAGCCUGUACUUGCUUCCAGGCGUGAGACCUCGUAUACUGAUCGUCAAUGGUCUCCGCCGUCGCAAGGUAUAGUGGUGGCUUUCUCCGAUGCGGCUGUGUCGGUGGAGCAACAUAAAUCCGGAAUAGGGGUGGUGGUGCUCAACCAUGAGGGCUUGUGUGUAGGUGCCUGUUCUGACCCGUUGAGGGGUGCACUGUCUCCAGAGAUUGCCUCUCGAUGGUGCAGCGCUUGAAAUCUUCUUCUAGUGACCGCUCGGUGGUGGGUUCUAUUCUCAUGGACGUCAAAGUGAUGGCAAAUGGUCUUUCUUCUGCAACUUUCAGUACAAUGUUUUAGCUCAUGUCUUAGCUAGAUCUAGUUUGAGCUCUACUAGUCCAUGUACUUUUCUUUCUGCUCCGGAUUGCAUCCAGGAGACUCUUUGUAAAUUUGUUGCUUGAUCAAUAAAGACCGACGUUCUCUAAAA
Messenger RNA from Triticum dicoccoides, 641 nucleotides. RefSeq lists its product as uncharacterized. NCBI's taxonomy places the organism in Eukaryota, Viridiplantae, Streptophyta, Magnoliopsida, Poales, Poaceae. The coding region runs from base 111 to 413 and encodes 100 amino acids. The record is from RefSeq and is a predicted model, not a curated record. The transcript is spliced from 2 exons.